AGAGAUCACGCAGGCCGGGCGACUUCCCUCUCUUGCAACUUUCCGACUCUCUAAACAACACAGACAUCGGCCUCCAUCCACCUUGCCAGAAUAGUAGAAAUACAGUCCUCAUACACAUAUCAUAUAGACCCCUUACGUUCCACUCUCUGUGUCUGAAGCAAUGCCUCCGAGAGUCCCGCCGCCGUCACUUCGCUCGGUCGUUACGCUAUUCUUCCGCCGACAACGACAAACGGCGCACAUCCACCGUCUGUCGUUGGAACACGGACUAUCGGCACCAUCGUAUACCACAGUAGCGACUGCAGCAAAUGCACGGAGCUCACCGUGUCUUACCUGUCGCAAUAGUCUAGCAACGACGCAUGCAACAGUACCGCCAAUAUUCCAGACGCGGCACUUCAGCGCAUCUGCAUCCAACCGUGCCCGUCAUAAGAACCACUAUGAGGUGUUGAGUGUGGGGAAAGGGGUGGAUAAGAAGACGCUCAAGGCUCAGUUCUACAAGCUGUCCAAAAAAUACCACCCGGACCGCAACCCUGGCGACACAGCCAGCGCCGAAAAGUUCGUCGAAAUCAACGAAGCCUACUCAACCCUCUCCGACGACUCCCUCCGCCGCGCCCACGACCGCGACAUCGCCGCCCACGCCCCCAUCCGCGGCGGGCCCUCCAACACCGGCCGCCGCUCCUCACCCUUCUCCCACAACCCCUUCAGCAACCGCACCGACGCCCCCGUCAACCCGAACGACUGGAUCCUCUUCCGUCGUCGGCGGCCACAGCAUCCAUCCUCUGGCGCUCAUCAACAUCAGCAGCAACGACCGCCCGGUGCGUCCCGCAUGUAUGAUUUCGACGCCCACCAGAAGGAGCACUAUGGGUCAACUUUCAGCAGUACAAAUGCGAGCGCGUUCCAGCGGCGGGAGGAGGAAAGGCAGCAGCGGUUGUUCAAGACGCUGUAUUUCAGGGAGCUGCAGAGGGUGCAGAAGGCCGAGUCGAAGAUGGUCACGAUCACGGUUAUUACGGGAUUGACCAUCUUUUUUGUGUUUCAUUCGGGGUUGGUGCAGAUGAUUUGGUUGGAUGAUGCGGAGUAUGAAGAGCAGGGUGGGACGUUGCGUACGCCUACAGACCUGCCGUCGACUUCCGAUGCGAGUGUUCUCUAUGACUGGAGGAUACGAUACCGGACCUGAGCGCCUUUCCCCAUCGAGACGUCACAGUAAAUCCUGCACCCCCAAAUUUUGUAUCUUGUACAUAUCUCCAUAUACCAUCUUGCACUUACUCCCAUCGAACAAAUUCUUAUGAGUGCCCUCGAAUUGGG
Molecule: messenger RNA, 1299 nt
Organism: Fimicolochytrium jonesii
Lineage: Eukaryota; Fungi; Chytridiomycota; Chytridiomycetes; Spizellomycetales; Powellomycetaceae
Exons: 2
Coding region: 161-1171 (336 amino acids)
Source: RefSeq, a predicted model, not a curated record